Messenger RNA from Gryllus bimaculatus (two-spotted cricket), 2663 nucleotides. The record is from the annotation of a GenBank genome assembly. NCBI's taxonomy places the organism in Eukaryota, Metazoa, Arthropoda, Insecta, Orthoptera, Gryllidae.
CCUUAGCGAGUUCUACUACGAAUAUUGGCAGCAUUGUUCAGACGACAGUUUGAGUAGUGUAGUUUGAAUUUUCAAAGUGUCAAUUGUGUUCAAUCGCGAAGAAUUGGUAUGAUCGCCAAUUUUUCAUUAUUUGUAUAAUUUACAAGUGUUACAGACGUUCUAUCGAACUUCGCUUUUGAACUUUAAAGCCUUUAGAAAGAUGGCUCGCUACUCUGUUUUGAAAGGUUUCUAUGAUGUGGAGCAAACAAUUGGAAGUGGAGGUUUUGCCAAAGUAAAAUUAGGGACUCACUGUCUUACAAAAGAAAAAGUAGCUAUCAAAAUUAUGGAAAAAUCUAGAUUAGGGGAUGAUCUUCCUCGUGUAAAAAUAGAAUUAGAAGCUUUAAAAAAUCUUCCUCAUCAGAAUAUUUGCAAACUUUACCAAGUAAUUGAAACAGAAUCUCAUUACUACUUGAUUUUGGAGUACUGUUCUGGAGGAGAACUUUUUGAUCAUAUAGUGGAAAGAAACCGAUUGGAAGAGAAACAAGCUCGGGUCUUUUUUCGUCAGAUAGUGUCUGCUGUUGCAUUUUUACAUGAUAAAGGUUAUGCUCAUCGAGAUCUCAAACCUGAAAAUGUCCUUCUUGAUAAAGAGAAGAAUUUGAAAUUGAUAGAUUUUGGACUUUGUGCAAAACCUCAGCCAGGUCUUGACUCAUUUCUUUACACAUCCUGUGGGUCACCUACUUAUGCUGCUCCAGAGCUCAUUCUUGGCCAAAAAUACUUAGGUUCUGAAGUGGAUAUAUGGAGUUUAGGCAUUCUGUUGUACGCACUGCUUUGUGGAGUGCUGCCUUUCGAUGAUGAAAAUAUAGAUAGUUUGUACAGAAAAAUAUUGAGUGGAAGAUAUGAGGAAUCAUCCUGUCUCUCACUUGAGAGUAAACGGUUGAUCCGUUCUAUGUUACAAGUGGAUCCAAAAAAACGUAUUACUAUUGAUGACUUAUUAUCUCAUCCAUGGUUAAUGAAGGGUUUCAAGGAACCUGUGACUAAGCUGAGUUUACAUAAGGUCCGUGAAAAAGAUCCUAGUUGUUUAAGUGUAAUGGCCCAGUACUAUCGAGUAUCAGUGGAUGUUAUGUGGUCAAAACUGAAUUCCUGGACAUAUGACUAUAACACUGCUACUUACAUGUUACUUCUUUCCAAGAAGCAGAGGGGGCUUCCGAUAAAGCUUCAUCAUUUUGCUUUGCGGGAUAAAAUGGAAAGCGGAUUUAACAAAUUGGAGUCCCCGCUUACAAAAGGAUAUCCACUUUCUGUUACCUACAACAAAGUAAAUAGUCCCUUGAUGACAAGAUGCACAGAAUUGAAAACUACAUAUCUUAUAUUAAAUGGUAGAGAAUCAACUCCAGAUAAAGUAUUGAAUAAAGAAUUAAAUAUAACAGGUGAUCUUGGAGUCCAAUCUUUGGAAACAAAGGACCCCAAAUCCAAUGUUGAGCAGGAAAAUUCGCCUUGUGUAAGGCCAACUCCAAUGACACGCAAACCUCACAAACGCUUAUGGAGCCCAGGGCCAGAUGACACCCAAUCUCCUGUGCCAUCUAAACUGAAACCCAAUUCCUGUUCUGGUGAUCCCCAACAAGGUUUUAAUUCAUCAAGGACUGCUUUACCGAUAACACUGAAAGAGGUUUGUAAUGUGUCCACAACAUCCAAUAAUAAUCCUGAUGCGGUAUUGGGAGAAUUACGGAAGGCUUUACUGAAGAAAGGUAUUGACUGUAAACAGAAAAAAGGGUUUAGACUACGAGGCAAGCUGCAUGCAACAUCUGAUCACCGCCGUUUAUCUUUUGAGCUUGAGGUUUGCCUAGUAACAGUGCCAGACAGCAGUGCUCCACCACUUGUGGGUAUUCGCCGGAAGCGCCUCAAGGGUGAUGCCUGGUUUUAUAAGCGGGUGGUAGAGGAAGUGCUUGCAUUGGCCAAGACAUAGAAGUCAUAAGAACUUAAUUGUAUGUUACAAGAUUUUUGUGUGCUUAUGUUUUAGUGACUGCAAGUUGUGCACUUAUAAACAAGAUAUAAUGCCAAUAACUUCUUUUUUUAUUUUUCACAAUUUUCAAGAAGGUGUGUGGUAUUUUAUAAGUACUCAUUUUUUGAUAUUUAUGAACUUGAUUUUCGAAAAGUCAUGAGGUUUUGCUAGUCUUUUCAAGCCACCCCUUUUGCCUUGGUGACUCUAUCCUUUCACAUAACUUCUGUGGUAUGUUGAGCCAAAUUUCUUUUAAUUUUAUGGAAGUUGUUCAGCAAAUAUUGGUACUUAUUUAUUUUAUCCAACUUUACUGUUCUUUUAACCAUCAAAUAGCAUUAUUCAGGAUCUUGGUUACACUCUUCAACAGUUCUUUUUGUCUACAAAAAAUGCAAUAAUUAUAGAAAACAAGUAGAAGAUGUCUGUAUGCAUAUGAUUGUGUACAUAAGACAGUUUGGGAAAAUAAGUUUUUUGUUGAACAACUCUCCUAGUAUAUUUUAGAAUAACCCUUCAGUAUUUCACAUUAGAUAAUAGAAUUUACCUGUAUAUCUGUAAAAUAUUCUUUUGAUAACCUUUCAAAUAUUAUAAAGUGUGGUGCUGUGAUUCAAUAAUGAAAUAAAAAAUAUUAGAAGUAUUCGAGUAUUAUUCUAAUAAUCUUACACAAUUUAAAAUAAAAUAGUCCAUUAAUUUGACA